Messenger RNA from Pistacia vera, 574 nucleotides. Its product is annotated as mitochondrial import receptor subunit TOM9-2-like. The record is from RefSeq and is a predicted model, not a curated record. NCBI's taxonomy places the organism in Eukaryota, Viridiplantae, Streptophyta, Magnoliopsida, Sapindales, Anacardiaceae. Gene Ontology annotation, biological process: intracellular protein transport. Gene Ontology annotation, cellular component: mitochondrial outer membrane. The transcript has a single exon. The coding region runs from base 49 to 378 and encodes 109 amino acids.
CACGGACAAUUUAAUUUCGCUCACUCUCUCUUCACAUACACUAUCAAAAUGGCUUCCCAGCCGCGACGAGGCGGAGUCUCUCUCCCGGACCGGCGGGCCCCGAAGAACACCAACCAGGAUGGUAUAAUCACCAAGCUCAUCAAUGCUCCCAUCGUCUCUCGCGGCAAGCAAGCAGCAUGCGACGCCGUUUAUGUCUCCAAGAAGCUUCUCCGCAGCACGGGAAAGGCAGCGUGGAUCGCCGGCACCACGUUCCUCAUUCUGGUGGUCCCAUUGAUUAUCGAGAUGGAUCGCGAGCAGCAGCUCAACGAACUGGAGCUCCAGCAGGCCAGCCUUCUCGGAGCCCCACCCGUCAAUCCGACACUCUCGGUUCCGAGGUAGAAUUGAAUUGCUAUUAUUCCAUUGUAUUACUGGAGAGAGAUUUGAAUUACUUUGUCGACGAAGUUUUUUUUUUUCUUCUUUUUAGCUAUAAUAGAGUUUUAAGCGUACCUUAAGAUUUGAGCUAAUCAAGCCAUUAUUAUGGUAAACUUCAUUUGCGUGAUUCUAUGGUUUGCUUUAAAACUUUUUUUUGGGUCUA